This is a messenger RNA of Episyrphus balteatus (marmalade hoverfly), 2207 nucleotides long. It is a transcript of the gene Con, whose product is annotated as connectin. The record is from RefSeq and is a predicted model, not a curated record. The transcript has 3 exons. Gene Ontology annotation, molecular function: protein binding. Bases 103 to 2094 code for a protein of 663 amino acids. NCBI's taxonomy places the organism in Eukaryota, Metazoa, Arthropoda, Insecta, Diptera, Syrphidae.
CAACAACAACAACAACAACAACAACAUCAAAGUUGGCAUACACAACACAAAGUUGUUGAAAAACGGACCCCAACCACCGCAGCCCCCGAAACAACCAUCACCAUGUCAUUCUCCUGGCACAGAAACAAAUUCGCGAUACUUUUCCUGAUAUGCUGCACAGUGUAUUCCACAGAGUCACGCUAUCGCGACAAAGAGCGCAAACGACCAGAAAAAUCGGAUCGCCUCUACAGCCAACCCGCCCAACCCAGCACCCAGGAACAAAUUAAUCUCUGCUCCCGACGAAGAGAUAUGAAAUUAAUGUGCUAUUGCACCCCCGACGAUUCCGCAUACAUGCCCGUUAACAAAGCCGAAUGUUGGAUAUUCCAAAAUGGCCUCCAUCAAAACGACACCACCUGGCAGCGAUUCUAUCAGCAAAAGAAGCUGCGCCAUUUGAAAUUCCUCGUCCAAAAUACCGGUUACCUGGACUACAUACCAACCAAGUACUUGGAGAUGCUAACCAAUCUAACUACCCUCAGCAUCGAAUACUCGCAAAUUCAAGUGGUCAAAGGCUAUGCGUUCGCUAGUUUGCCAAAUCUGGAAUUGAUUACACUGACGAAUAAUCUCAUUGAAAUUAUCGACAAGGACGCCUUCGCUAAUCACAUCUUUUUGCGUGAACUCAAUUUGAUGCGUAACCAAGUGACCGAAAUGGAUCGAUAUGCAUUCCGUAAUUUGCCAGUGUUGCAAAAACUCUAUCUUAGUUGGAAUAAUAUUUCGAAUUUGCACGAGGAGGUGUUUAGUGAGAUGGGCAAAUUGGAGGACCUGAGUUUGGAGCACAAUUUGAUAUCGGUGCUGACGGGUGACAUGUUCAAGGGGUUGGGCAAUUUGAAGACUUUGAAACUAACGCACAACAAUUUGAAUUUCAUUGGGGAUACGGUUUUUGCGGAAUUAUGGAGCUUGCAAGAGCUCGAAUUGGAUGAUAACCGUAUCGAGCGCAUCUCUGAACGUGCAUUAGACGGUCUAAAUAAUUUAAAAACUCUAAAUCUACGAAACAAUGCCCUGAAAAAACUCGACAACGGCCUACUACGUGGCACACCAGCUCUCCUUUCAAUUAACUUGCAGGAAAAUCUUCUGGAAACACUGACGUAUUACAAUUUCCAGCCAAUUAUGGAUAACUUGGUUAAUAGUACCAGUGAGCUAUCCGUAUCAGACAACAACUUCAUUUGUGACUGUCGACUCCAAUGGAUAUUCGAUCUACGAAAUAAAACCCGAAACAUUAAUCUGAAGGAGUCCCUGGAGGAAAUCGUCUGUACGCUGUACGAUGACAAAAAGAACAAUAUGCCGCAAGGACUCUUGAACAUCGACAACAACGAUGUCCUCAUGAUGAAUGCGAUCCGCGGCGAUAGGCCAGCCAUAGGUACUGGCAGCAGCAGUAUUGUCCAGCCAGGUAUAACCAAGCAACACCGACAGCAAUACAGACGUCAUCAUCAACAGCAGCAGAACCAACAAUCGUCCUUGGACUUGUAUCCACAUCAGAAACAAUCCCAUUCAGCAUUGGUAGCUGGCAUUGGCGGCAGCAGCAGCAGCAUCAGCAGCAGCGGUAAUGAGUUUGGUAAUAGAAAUCGUGCUUCGGCUGCAUCGUCGUCGUCGUCAUUGGAACAACCCGGUCGUGAGUAUUAUGUCAAUGAAGCUCCGUAUGUUUUCGAUAACGAUGCCACCAAUGCCGAUGACGGCAUCGCUGGCAACCCCAACAUUGACGACGACCACGACGACGAUGACGACGACUUGAACACGGACAAUGCAAUUGGAAUUCAUAGGUCACGGCAAUUGCAACAGCCACAACAGCACCAGCCGGUACAGCACGAUGCCAGAGGUGUUGGACGUGUUGUCGAACUUUUAAAAUUAAGAGCCGAAACGCUGCCGUGUCCGGAGGAGCUAAGCGACCCCACUGAACUGCCAUUGUCACGGGAAUCGAUUGGCAUGGAUGUGCGUGGCACGCAUUCGGCCAGCAGUUGCCAGAGUAUCUUUUCCCAUUGGUCCUUGUUGUGUGUCGUGCUUGUAUGGUCGGCUGGAGGACCACUCGUCGGUGGAACGAUAACUUUACGUUUUUGGUCGUAGAUUUAUCGUUCAUUGAUUUCUAGGUUUUAUUAGAAUGUUUUUUUUUUUUUUUAACUCAUUUUUGUCUCAUGUUUUUUAUUUUUUUUUUGUUUUUGAAAACCGAAUAAGAAUAA